Molecule: messenger RNA, 4018 nt
Organism: Siniperca chuatsi (mandarin fish)
Lineage: Eukaryota; Metazoa; Chordata; Actinopteri; Centrarchiformes; Sinipercidae
Product: chemokine-like receptor 1
Exons: 2
Coding region: 165-1274 (369 amino acids)
Biological process (GO): positive regulation of cytosolic calcium ion concentration; complement receptor mediated signaling pathway; phospholipase C-activating G protein-coupled receptor signaling pathway
Cellular component (GO): plasma membrane
Molecular function (GO): G protein-coupled receptor activity; complement receptor activity
Source: RefSeq, a predicted model, not a curated record
UUGGAAAAAGAAAUUGUGCUUGCUGCCUGUGGCUCCGCCUCGACGUGGGCGUUGACGUCACAUUACUACCCAUCAAUCAGCCUAUAUUGAUCUGUCAGUUUGAGUACUUCUGCUACGGAUUCAUCAUCAGCCGACUGGAGAGCUUUGAGAAAGGUCUCAAGACAAUGAUGGAGAUGAACUCUACCUCUUCCUAUCACAGCAAUACAACACAUGUAUCUGAGUCUGUUGACCAGCAUGCUGAGCUGAGACAGUCUCUCAACACAAUGUCUCUGAUUGUUUACUGCCUGGCCUUUGUUCUCGGUGUGCUCGGGAAUGGAGUGGUUAUCUGGGUGACCGGGUUCAAGAUGAAGAAAACAGUUAACACAGUUUGGUUCCUCAACCUUGCUGUGGCCGACUUCCUCUUCACAGCAUUCCUGCCCCUGAGUGUGACGUACCUGGCUUUGGAUUUCCACUGGCCUUUCGGCAAGUUCAUGUGCAAACUGAACAGCACAUUAAGCUCCCUGAACAUCUUUGCCAGUGUCUACAUUCUGAUGGUGAUCAGUGUAGACAGAUGUGUUUCUGUGGUGUGGCCAGUCUGGGCCCAGAACCACCGAAGUGUAUGCAAGGUGUCCUGUGUGAGUCUGGGUGUUUGGGUACUGGCUCUGAUUCUCAGCACUCCAUACUUUGUCUUCAGGGACACUGGGCCAUCAUAUAACGAUGUUGACAUCAUCAACUGCUUCAACAACUUCGCCCUUUCUGAUGAUUAUGAAAACCUGUCUGUGUUUCAGCGGUUUCAGCUGUUUCAGCUGGGACAGUUUCGUCAUCAGGCCAUGACCAUCACCCGCUUCCUCCUGGGAUUUGUUGUCCCCUUCACUGUCAUUGUCUCCUGUUAUGCUGUUAUAAUCCAUCGUCUCAGAAGAAACCGCACCCUGGCCAGCCAGUCAAAUCGCGCCUUUAAGAUUAUCGCUGCUGUUAUCAUCGCUUUUUUCCUGUGCUGGGCUCCCUUUCACAUCAUGGCUCUAAUUGAGAUGGUGAAUCACAUCGCUACUAAUCGAAGUGAAACAUUAGACUAUGUCACCACUAUCGGGAUCCCUAUAACCACCAGCCUGGCCUUUCUCAACAGUUGCUUGAACCCACUGCUGUAUGUGUUCAUGGGCCGAGAUUUCAAGGAUAACGUCCGCAAAUCCAUCCUCAAUGUAUUGGAGAAUGCCUUCCAGGAGGAGGUUUCUCGCUCUCACACUGACACAAAGUCAGUGGACGGCAAAGAGAAGUCAAGUCUUAAUACUGAGGUAUAAGGCUGCCCAUGACAUGAAGAAAUAAAUACUGUAACUGUACAUAGUAAAUCAUUUUGACACAAAUGUAUGUACCAAAUUACUUUUUUUGCUUUUGUUGUCUUUAUACAAUGACAACAAGGUGAGCUGUAAAUAUUAUGCCAGAUUGAAUCAUUUCAACCAAAUGUAGUUUCUUUUAUGUGAGUUUUACUGUUUGGUUGGCUAACUGAUCAAAGAGUAUUGCGUUUUAACUACACCUACAGAAUUUACAGUUUGAUGGUAAUAUUGUAUAAUAAGUUGCGAUGCCUUUUGUGGGCUAAACCUUUGUUGAACAAGGUAGUAGUGGAAUGUUUUUAAUCAUACAAAGAAAAUUGCUACAUGAGAUCUACACAGUCCUGUUGUUGGCUGCUCUUUGACUCACAGCAGUGCAUUCACUCUGCACCAUUUUAGAGCUAAAGGCUAUUGUAAAAUGACAUUUCCUGGACAAAUAAGAACCCAGCAGUCAUUUAAAAAUAGGUAUUACAUCAGUUUCCAUCUGUCAGAUAAACAACAGAUUUUGAUUACCAUUCUCUUGCCUGUAUGUGACAGCAAGGAAAACACAAAGUCCCAGUUGUUUUUAGGUCAUACGAUGAUUGUUAUUGUAGUUUUUAUUGCUAUCAUUAUUUUCUAUUAUUAAAAUAACAGAUACAAGAUAUCCGCUUUUGUUGCUCAUAGUCUUUCUAAUUAUUAUUAUAGACUUUCUUCAGAAUAUUAAGUGACCAGCAGAGGGAACUGUUUUACAUAAGUACAGGCCAGGUCAUUGGCUAAUUGAUCAGGUCUUGAAAAGAGUUCUGCCUCUUAACUUCACCUACAAUACUUUCAAUAUGGUAGAUCGAAUAGAUGGUAAUAUUGUACAAUAAGUUGUAGAUCCAUUUAUGAUGCAUUUGUGGGAUAAAUCAUUUUGAAACGAUGGAAAGAUGAAAUGUUUUUUUGUUGAAAAGUGUAUUUAUAUAGCCCUCCUCCGAACCAGAGAAACAAAGUGCUAUCCAAGGGGAAAAAAGAAAGAAAUCAGAAAAAGUAAAACAUAACACACACAUAAAUUCCAAACAUGCAGACAAAUUUGCCCACAUUGAAUAACCUGUAGAGCAAGUGGCUACAUUUAUCUUCGGAGUAACAAUGGUACUUCUUCUCUAUGCUCUUUGACUCACAGCAGUGCAUUCAGUCUGUACCAUACUAGACCUGGUGGAUAUGUGAUAUGUGGGUGCCAUCUUUUUGACAAGAGAAACCAGUCAUAAUUUCAAAAUAGGUAUUACAUUAGUUUAUGGUUGAAUAUGUGCACAAAACAAGCAACAAAAACAUUAGAUUUGUUUGACAAAGGGAACUGUGUGUUUUCCCUCUGUCACAUACUGUACACUCCAGAUGUUGAUAGUAUAUCUGUGCCUGUACGUUACAGCAAAGAAAACAAGCAACAAAACAAGUUGUUUAUAGGCCAUAAUUGUCGACUGUAUUGACAAUUAAAAGGCUGGCACAUCAACUAAUAACAUAGUGAUAGAUUUUGCCACAUUGUGCCUUACUUGCCAUAGAAUAUAGUAGGCUGUAAACUAAUGUAUAGAAGAGAUUUAACUGAAUGUAGAAUAUACAGUGUGAAAUAGUGUCGCUGAGUCGCUGUACUAACAGGCUUAUAGCAAGUUAGUUUCCCAACUUCCUCCCUCACACCCAACUCAACCCAGCCACUGAUCACGUUAUGUGUGCACUUGACAAAAUUUGGCACAUGACAGGGACCACACAGGCCAUCUUUGGGUACAUACAAAGUGAAAAUUAUGUGUCAAGUGCUAGGUUUAGUAUAGCUCAUUUUGUCUGUAUAGUAAUGUUUAUUAAAUAAAUCACCCUGAAAUGUUUAUUUCUCAUGCCACCUGCCAUGUGACUUUUGACUGCUACAUGUCCACUGCAUGCUUUGAUAAACAACUUGUUUACAUUUGUUAUUCAGCUACAGGGAAAGGCUAAUGUAAGCCUAAUAAAUAAAUAUUAUAGUAACUAUGAGAUUAUUAUGCUUACAGUAGCAACUGCAUUGUAUACUUAGUUUAGUUGGACCUUUCAUCAUUGUUAGUUGUUUGUUUUGUUUUUUUAAGAUGAUUUUUUUGGCAUUUUAUGCUUUUAUUUGAAAGUGAUAGUGGAGAGAGACAGGAAGUGUGGGAAAAGAGAGUAGGGGAAUGACAUGCAGCAAACAGACCGGCCGGGAAUCGAAGCAGGGACUCACUGCUCAGCGCAUAUGCACCUAACCACUCGGCUAUACCCAUAAUCUGAGAACAUUAAUGAGCUGCAAGUACAGAUUACUUUCAUUGUUCUUGUUUUGUCCAACCAACAGCAAAACAAAAACAAACAUAUCCAGUUUGAUAUUAAAGAAGAAGAAGAAGAAAAACCACCAAAGCUAGAACCAGUGAAUUUAUGGCAUUGUAUCACAAAAAAAAUAAGAUAAGAAAAAGAUCGAUUGGUUAUCAAUUUUUGCCAAUUAAUUUCCUGUCGAUCAACUAAUCCAACUGAAAGAAUGGAAUGGCACACUUAUUCUAUGUACUGUAUGGCUUUGGUAUAUGUGGCAUAUUGUGAUAUAACAUGAACCUCUCUAUAAAAGCCUUAUUCUAAUGUAAACAAUGUCAGUGAUGAUUUGCUUGUUUUUUGCUGUUGUUUUUCAGCCCUAGUGGCCAACUCUACUAAGGGUUUAUAAAUGUCGAUAAUGAUGAUAACUGUUAUUGUGAUUCUUCUUGUUACGAUUAUUAAAAUAUUAUUCUUGA